AUGCAUAUCCGGGAGAUGCUCGCCGACGCAGAGAAGUCUGGCAAACCCUCCUUCUCCUUCGAAUACUUCCCCCCGAAGACCGCCCAGGGUGUUCAGAACCUCUACGAGCGCAUGGACCGCAUGUACAACUUCGGCCCCAAGUUCAUCGACAUCACCUGGGGUGCCGGCGGCCGCAUUGCCGAGCUCACCUGCGAGAUGGUGCUCCAGGCCCAGGCCGUCUAUGGCCUCGAGACCUGCAUGCACUUGACCUGCACCGACAUGGGCGUCGAGAGGGUCAACGAAGCCCUCCUCAAGGCGUACAAGGCUGGCUGCACAAACAUCCUGGCCCUGCGUGGCGAUCCCCCUCGAGACCAGGAGACAUGGACCGCGGCCGAGGGCGGCUUCCAGUACGCUCGCGAUCUUGUCAAGCACAUCCGCAAGACGUACGGCACCCACUUCGAUAUUGGUGUUGCCGGCUAUCCCGAGGGCGCCGACGACAACAAGGACGAGGAGCAGCUCCUCGAUCACCUCAAGGAAAAGGUCGAUAUGGGAGCCACCUUCAUCGUCACCCAGAUGUUCUACGACGCCGACAACUUUGUUCGCUGGGUCCGCAAGGUCCGUGAGCGCGGCAUCACCAUCCCCAUCCUCCCCGGCAUCAUGCCCAUUGCAACCUACGCCAGCUUCCUCCGCCGCGCCAAGCACAUGCAGUGCAAGGUUCCCCAACAGUGGAUGGACGCCCUCGAGCCCGUCAAGAACGACGAUGUUGCUGUUCGAGAGGUUGCCAAGACCCUCGUCGCCGACAUGUGCCGCAAGCUCCUCGCCAACGGCAUCUUCCAUCUCCACUUCUACACCAUGAACCUCGCCCAGGCCACCCGCAUGGUCCUCGAGGAGCUCGAGUGGGCCCCCAGUGCUGAGCGGCCACUCCAGCAGGCCCUCCCCUGGAAGCAGUCCAAGGGUCUUGGCCGUCGUGAGGAGGACGUUCGACCCGUCUUCUGGCGAAACCGCAACAAGUCAUACGUCAUUCGUACCCAGGAUUGGGAUGAAUUCCCCAACGGCCGAUGGGGUGACUCGCGGUCUCCUGCCUUUGGUGAGCUCGAUGCCUAUGGCAUUGGUCUGACCGGCACCAACGAGGCCAACCGCAAGAAGUGGGGAGAGCCCACGACCAUCCAGGACAUUGCCAACCUCUUUGUUCGCUACCUUCACAACGAGAUCGACUCUCUUCCUUGGAGUGAGGCGCCUCUCACCAGUGAGGCCGACGACAUCCGGGAAAGCCUCAUUGCCCUCAACAAGCGUGGCCUCCUCACUGUCAACUCACAGCCCGCUGUUGACGGUGCCAAGUCAUCGCACCCUGUCCACGGCUGGGGCCCCUCCAACGGUUAUGUCUACCAGAAGUCGUACCUGGAGCUUCUCGUUCACCCCGAUGUCUUCAACGAAAUGAUCGGCCGCAUCGAGAACCACCCCGAUCUCACCUACUACGCCGUCACCAAGGAUGGUGAGCUCCGAUCCAACGCCCCCAGCGAUGGCCCCAACGCUGUCACAUGGGGUGUGUUCCCCGGCAAGGAGAUUGUCCAGCCGACCAUUGUCGAGAGCAUAAGCUUCCUCGCCUGGAAGGAUGAGGCCUUCCGCCUGGGCGUCGACUGGGGCCACUGCUACGAUGCCAACUCUCCCAGCCGAGCUUUGAUCGACCAGGUCAUGAAUGAGUGGUACCUGGUCAACAUUGUGAACAACGACUUCCAUGAUAACGCAACUAUCUUCGAUCUCCUCAAGAACCUCGAGGUCAAGGACCUAACCACUCCAGCCUCUCCUAAGGCCGCCACCAACGGUGCCGCGGCCGCGAACUAA
Messenger RNA from Ilyonectria robusta, 1821 nucleotides. RefSeq names its product methylenetetrahydrofolate reductase-domain-containing protein. Bases 1 to 1821 code for a protein of 606 amino acids. NCBI's taxonomy places the organism in Eukaryota, Fungi, Ascomycota, Sordariomycetes, Hypocreales, Nectriaceae. The record is from RefSeq and is a predicted model, not a curated record. The transcript has 2 exons. Gene Ontology annotation, molecular function: FAD binding; methylenetetrahydrofolate reductase [NAD(P)H] activity. Gene Ontology annotation, cellular component: cytosol. Gene Ontology annotation, biological process: tetrahydrofolate interconversion.